Pyrgilauda ruficollis (rufous-necked snowfinch) is the source of this 447-nucleotide messenger RNA. Its product is annotated as SKI family transcriptional corepressor 1-like. The annotation marks the transcript as partial. Gene Ontology annotation, molecular function: DNA-binding transcription factor activity, RNA polymerase II-specific; SMAD binding; RNA polymerase II cis-regulatory region sequence-specific DNA binding. Gene Ontology annotation, cellular component: transcription regulator complex; nucleus. The transcript has a single exon. The record is from RefSeq and is a predicted model, not a curated record. Gene Ontology annotation, biological process: negative regulation of BMP signaling pathway; negative regulation of transcription by RNA polymerase II. Lineage: Eukaryota; Metazoa; Chordata; Aves; Passeriformes; Passeridae.
GCCGAGCCGGCGGGGCUGGCGGGGCGGCACGGGGAGCUGGAGGGCUCGGAGCCCUCGGGCAGCGGCCGGAGCAGCGCCACCCCGCAGGAGGGCGCGGGCGCCGAGGGCGAGCGCUGCCCCAGCGCCCUGUCGCGGGCGGCGGGCGAGGAGGAGCGCUCCGGGGACGAGGCGCUGCUCGCCCCGCUGCCGCUGCCCAGGAAGGGCAGCUACCUGUCCGCCUUCCGCCCGGUGGUGAAGGACGCCGAGAGCAUCGCCAAGCUCUACGGCACCCGCGAGGCGUUCGGCGGCGCGGGCCCCCGCGGCCCCGGCUACCUCUCGCCGGACUUCCUGAGCGAGGGCAGCUCCAGCUACCGCUCGCUGUCCCCCGGGGGCGACACGGCCGAGGAGCCCGAGGUGGACGUGGAGUCCAACCGCUUCCCGGAGGACGAGGAGGAGGAAGCCGCCGCC